AUGGGACAACAGGUAUCAUUAACUGAUUUGAAAAUACCUGAUUUAUUGUCAACAAAUAAUCAACAAUCGAAAGAAGUAUUAUCCGAUGAUCAAACGGAAGAUAUUCAUUUAUUUUUACCAUUUGAUAUCAUUAAAGAAAUCAAUAAAAAUUCUAUUUCAAUGCAUAGUCAGAAAAAUUCAAAUGAACUAUUAAUUGCAAAAGGUAAAUUGAUUAAUCAAAUUCGAAAUGAUAUAUCUGUUUCCUCGAAUUUAUCUGUUGUCAAUGAAUUCAACGCAAAAAUUGUAGAAAUAAUUAAAAAAACGCUCGAUUAUAUUGCAACGAAGAACACGUGCCUACAAAAUUCUAUACAAUCGAUAAAUAAUAAACAGAAACAAUUGAAAGAUUCCUAUGCUGCAAAAUUAAAAGACGAUGAAAAUGCAGCUGCUUCGAUAUUUUCUGAAGCAUUGAUCGAUUCGGAAAAAGCAUCAAAUGAACAACAAUUAAAAGAACUGUCGUUUUUUGCUGUUGAAUCUUUAAUAACUAUACUAUUGAUGUUACUCAAAUCAGUGCAUAAAUCUGAUUCUACUAUUGUUCAUCAAAUGCUCAUCUUGAAAAAUCAACUUUUAGAACGAAUUCCAUUGAACUAUCUUUCAUCCAAUAUUUACAAACGGUCAAAUAAUUUAUUUAAAUCUUUAAAACCAUUAACUGACUACAUCCAGGAAUUAUCAAUACAAACUGAUAUCAAUCCAAUUGCAGCAAAUCAAUCAAUUAAGAUCUUAUUUAAUUUGUCUGUUAUGAAGGCCUCAUUUAAAGACAUGUUACCGUUAAUAAGAAAAUUAAUUUUCAUCACAAAUGAUAGUUUUGAUGUACGAAAAUUAUUUGUUAAAUUGAAUAUACAUCUGAUGAUAAGGAUGGACCAAUUUGAAAAAGAAAAGCAAACACCAUCUAUUGCAACAACUAUACCACAGAACACGACGAAUAAUAACAGCCUCACAACACAAGAGCAAAACAGAGCUGAUGAAGCGUUGCAGACUGCAACAGAAUUGAAUACCGAACAGAGGUUUCUGGCUGCUGUGGAAUAUCUCAAGUCAAUUGAAGCCUAUCCAAAUACACAAUUGAUUAAAUUAAACGAAAAGGAGUUUACUGGUCAAUUCAUAUGUUCAGUAUUACUUGUUCAUAUUGAUUUACACAAUCAAGUUCAUGCAAAAUCACAAUUUGAACGCAAUUCUGUGACUGGAUCGUUUUCAUUUGAAUUAGAAUCAGAAACAUUUAAAUAUCUUUAUGAAUUAAUCGAACAAUUAACAACAAUACCAGCAUCAUCGGACGCGAAUCUCGAAUAUAUUUUAAAUGUUUGUUUAAGAUUAUUCACAACACAUAUUCAAUUUUUAAUCGAUGCAAACUUUGAUAAUUUUCAUGAAUUUUUGAGUGAACAUGACAUUGAAAAAUGGUUCGCAUUGAUAUCCAGAUUAGCUCUUGAUGAUAAAUUAGAAGAGAACAAAAAAGAAGCUUCGAAAGCUUUGACCUAU
Molecule: messenger RNA, 1506 nt
Organism: Rotaria socialis
Lineage: Eukaryota; Metazoa; Rotifera; Eurotatoria; Philodinida; Philodinidae
Source: the annotation of a GenBank genome assembly